AUGCACUGGAUAGCCCUUUUCAUUCCAGCCAGGCCAACCUUGAGGGACUUGUUUACCAGUGAAUAUUUUGACUGUAAUGACGCCUUCGGACACGGCACGUUCCAGAAGCGGCUGAUGCUGCUCUGCGCACUCGGCGCCUUCUUGGCGAACAUCCACGCCUUGGCUUUCCCGCUGAUCUCAAAAGGCGUGCAAUACAGGUGCAAGCAGCCGCACACCAGUGAUUCGGCAGCUGCCUUGAAGGUCGCGACCGCUGCUCGCGAAGUCGGCGGACAGAUCGGACGGUGCGUUGUCUACGAGGACCCGCACGACCCUAACGACACGCAGACCGUGCCCUGCCAAGAGUGGGAGUACGACGAAGAGUGGGCCAACAGGACGGCUGUGAGUAAGUGGAACAUGGUCUGCGGAAGAAAGGCACUCAUCACCAUCAUGUAUGCGAUUCAAAACACCGGACCCGCUGUGUUCGUCUUGACAGCCGGACAUUUCGCGGAUACCAUCGGCCGGGUUCCCGUGCUUCUGUCGGCGGUUGGGGUGCUCUUUGUCUCAACAGUUGCGAUUUGCCUGUCAAACGACUACGUAGCACACGCGGUAGUCAAGUUCUUCAGCUCGGGCAGCGCGUUAUUGACCUUGACCUCCUCCGCCAUCUCCCUUUUCGAGGUUACGAUCCACGACAAGAGGCCGCUCAACAUAGCUGUAAGCGUCACGCUCGGUCUGUUGGCGUCCGAUUCGUGGUUCUUUUUCUUGGUGCCUUGGAACCUGCGCUGGGAACGAAAGCUGUGUGUUUUCAUUCUGCCAGCGUUGGUUGUGCUGCCAGCUUUCCUGAUGGUUAACGAGUCGCCUCGCUGGCUAGUAGCUAACGGGAUGUAUGAGAGAGCAGAGCGCGUUGUAAUCGCUGCUGCCGAAAAAAACCGCUUUCCCUUGGCGAACGCAGCGUGCCUGGUUGAUUCGCUCAAGGCUGACGCUACCAGGAAGAUAAAUCGCCGGAAGUCCACGUGUGCCGAGGAACUGCUGAGCAUGUUCUCCAUCCGACGGCGAGCCCUGGUCCUGUGCGGCUGUUUCUUUUCCAACUCGUUCGCCCUGUAUGCAAUCACCCUCUCUAAAGGACAACUCUACACGCCUUGGCUUCCGUUCAUCGCGUUCACAUUCAACUCCACGGUCUAUGCGAUUGCGCACUUGCUGAUGAGAAAGUUGGCCAUGCUCACAGUGAUCACCGUGCUAUUUGCCGCGCUGUGUGUUGUGCAGUGCCUUCUCUGCCUGACCGUGUUCAACCAGAUGGACGUCGCCACGGAGGCGCUGCUGCAGACGAACAUAGCGCUGUACUAUUCUGGCGCCGUCGUCUGCUUCGUUUAUGUCUUGGAACUGUUUCCGACCGCGUUGCGUGCAACUGCCGUCGGUUGGACUAUCGCUUGCGGUCGCCUGGGAGUCGGAUGCGCCCUGUUCUCCUCGCUUCUCAAUAACACCGGCCUCGAGUACCUGGCACCAGCGGCUGCGGGCGUCCUGCUUUUUGCGUCGUUGCUGACGCUGCGCAUCUUGCCGCCCGCCACAACGAUCGAGUGCACCAAGAUGGCGACCCAGGAACUGUCCGUUCAGACACACCACAACAUCGAGCUAAUGAAGGCCACGCUCGAAACGCGGCUCAGUGAGCGCAGGAACACGAAGAUCUCUUUUGAGAGCGGAAGCAAGUCGAACUCAAGCCGCAGCCGCCGUUACAAGAGGAAGGAACCACGCGGAUCAUUACAGCCUUAG
Molecule: messenger RNA, 1743 nt
Organism: Dermacentor andersoni
Lineage: Eukaryota; Metazoa; Arthropoda; Arachnida; Ixodida; Ixodidae
Product: solute carrier family 22 member 7-like
Biological process (GO): transmembrane transport
Cellular component (GO): membrane
Molecular function (GO): transmembrane transporter activity
Source: RefSeq, a predicted model, not a curated record